This is a messenger RNA of Phasianus colchicus (ring-necked pheasant), 478 nucleotides long. RefSeq names its product arginine vasopressin induced 1 (gene AVPI1). NCBI's taxonomy places the organism in Eukaryota, Metazoa, Chordata, Aves, Galliformes, Phasianidae. The record is from RefSeq and is a predicted model, not a curated record.
GCCCCGUCCCGGGCGGGCUGAACCGGACCCGCCGCGGCCUCACGCCGUCCUUCCGCAGCGGCCGGGCCAUGGGAACGCCGGCCUCGGUAGCGAGCGAUCCUCCGGGACGAGCGGCGCCCGCCGCCCGCGGCCGCAAGCGGGCCUCGGCCAACAUUUUCCAGGGCGUGGGGCUGCCGGAGCUGCGCAGCCUGUUCCAGAGCGGCGGGGCCGAGAGCCCCGAGGAGCGCGCCCGUCUCGUCUGGCGCUACGCGGGGCAGCGCCGCAUGGCACGGGUGCUGCGGCAGCUUCGGCGGCGGAGAGCGGAGCGGCGCGGCGGUGAGACGACGGCUUUACGGCGCUUCGGCCGCCUCCGCAUCACCGAUAAGGAGCCCGAGGAAGACGGCACGGACGCGGUGGCCUCGGGGCCCCUGCAGCAGCACUGAGACUGGGCAGCAGGCCCGCCGAGGACACUAAGUGUACAGGACUUGAGUGCAAUAGU